This is a messenger RNA of Striga hermonthica, 1851 nucleotides long. Lineage: Eukaryota; Viridiplantae; Streptophyta; Magnoliopsida; Lamiales; Orobanchaceae. The record is from the annotation of a GenBank genome assembly.
AUGUUAGGUCAUGGCAGUAGUGUGGAUUGUCGAUUUCUCGGUGGCGGUGAAGCGCGGGGGAAGUUCAAGAAAAGGAAGUCUUUUAAUGGAGUAGCUUCCAAGAGAUGGUGCUUUUGCAAUCCCGAGUUGAAGAGGAAAAAUCGGGUCGCUAGCUUACACGGUCGAAGGCAAACAGAGGACUCCAUCAAGAAGAGCUUUAGCUCCGUCGAGAACAACCACCUCAACUCCCGUCCGCCGUCCUCCUCCUCUUCAUCCGCCUUCCUGCGUGCAGGAUCUUUUGCGAUGCUGAGACUAUCGUAUCGAAAGCUAUGCGCACGAAUUAAUGGAGGUGGAAAAAGGACGUCUUUAUCCCAAAUUAGUAGUUUUCAUUCUAGUCAUACUUCUUUGUCACCAAGAAGCUUCUUUGGCGUGGAGGAUUUUCUCGAUGAUGACAAUAGCCGACCCUACACUUACCAAAAGGAGAAAAAAUCCAAGACUCCAAACAAGCACGUUUCUUUCAAGCAGCGAACUGUAGCCUACAUGGAGCCGUUCACGCUCGAUGUUUUCAACUCAAAACGAUUUGUGUCAGCUUCAAUAACCCACCGGGUGACCUGCAAGCAGGUUGUUGUUGCCAGUACCAACUCAAAAGAUAUUAAGGCUGCACUCAAAUCCCGUUCAGAUAUACCCGCUUGUUUGGUCGUGGGGCGAAUUCUUUCAGAUAGGGCCCGGGAAGUUGAUGUGUACACGGAUUCUUAUACUCCGAGGGAAAGGGAUAAGUUUGAACGGAAAAUUAGGGCGGUUGUUCAGUCACUCAUUGAUAAUGGUAUCGAUCGGUCGGAUUUCGGUGACGGCGCUAGCCCCGGAAAGAUUUUCAUCGGGGGUCUGGCUAAAGACACUACUUUAGAUACGUUUGUGAAGUAUUUUGGCAAGUAUGGGGAGAUAACGGACUCGGUAAUAAUGAAGGAUAGACACACUGGUCGACCUCGGGGUUUUGGUUUCAUAACUUAUGCCGAUCCUGCUGUUGUUGACACGGUUAUAGCUGAAACACAUGUCAUUAAUGGAAAACAAGUUGAGAUUAAGAGGACUAUUCCUAAGGGGUCUGGUGAUUCAAAGGAUUUCAAAACAAAAAAGAUUUUUGUUGGUGGUAUCCCCACCCCUGUUUCAGAAGAUGAGUUCAAGGGUUUCUUCUCAAAGUAUGGGAAGGUGGUUGAACAUGAGAUUAUUCGAGAUCAUGUUACCAAGAGGUCUCGUGGGUUUGGAUUCAUUGUGUUUGACAAUGAACAAGUCGUUGAUAGUAUCCUAGCUGAUGGAAAUAUGAUCGAUAUGAAUGGUGCCCAGGUUGAGAUCAAGAAGGCUGAACCAAAGAAACCCUCAAACCCAACACCUGCUCCUCCUUCCUACGCUAGUGAAUAUAGGGGACGUGCAUCAUAUGCCGAUAGUUACAGUGGUUUCGGAAGCUCCUAUAGUGGGCUUGGCGGUGCCGGUUUCGGCCCGACAUCCUAUAGGUCAAUUGGAUCGGGCUUGGGUGGUAGGUUCAGUGACUAUGGAUAUGGUGGCCCGAGUGAGUACACUGGCCGGUAUGGGGAUUAUGGGAGUAGUGAGUUUGGUUACCGAGGGGACGGCCCGCUUGGCUAUACGGGCCGUUUUAGUUCUUAUGGUGGGGGCUAUAGUGGUGGGGGCUAUGGUGGUGGGCCCGGUGCCUAUGCCCGUGGUGGAGGAGGUGGUGGUUAUGGGGGUUAUGGUGCGGGGUCAGGUGCAGGGUAUGAUUCUGGACCUGGCUCGAGUUAUGGUGGAAUUGGAGGUGGGAUGUAUGGUGGUAGUAGAGCCUCAGGCUAUAGUGGGAGUAGUCGUUAUCAUCCGUAUGCCAGGUAG